Messenger RNA from Microplitis demolitor, 1731 nucleotides. RefSeq names its product zwei Ig domain protein zig-8 (gene dpr12). The record is from RefSeq and is a predicted model, not a curated record. Gene Ontology annotation, cellular component: neuron projection membrane. Bases 700 to 1581 code for a protein of 293 amino acids. The transcript has 7 exons. Lineage: Eukaryota; Metazoa; Arthropoda; Insecta; Hymenoptera; Braconidae. Gene Ontology annotation, biological process: synapse organization.
GUCCGUGAUCCGGGUAAGGGACUCCUGGAAAGGGCUGGUACCAUAUCCAUUAUAUUACAACCCCUAAAAAAAUAUAAAGUUAAAGAAAGUUAACAAAUCUAAAAACAUUUUCCUCGACUCUUGUCGAUUGACAAGUGCCACUCGUAAAACCAAUCAAUCAUUCCGUUGUUGUCUACUCUGAAUAUGUGUCUAACCAGCUAACACGAUCUGGAUUUAAUACAAAGCUAAGGAUAUAUUUUUCAUCAAGUGCCAGCUGAGUGGCUAAGUGUGUUACCACUUAUAAAUAUAUGAGAGCUUUAAAUGUUAGUGGUAGUUCUUGAGUGUCGUUUUCCGUGAUCAGAGUUGUUAAUACAUCAAAUAAAUAUUGUUUAAACAAAACGAGUGGUGGAUAAAGUAAAGUGACUUGUUGUCAGGCGUUCCUUUGGCUCGAGUGUGCAUUUUAACGUGUAAUUAGAGACACCAAGACUUGACACAUUCAUAUAUAUAUAUAUAUAUAUAUUCAUAUCUGUAUAAAUUUUAACGUAGUGUGAUAGUGCGGGGGGUAUGUAUUCCCUUACGGGUCCCUCAUUUGAGGGUUGACAUUGCUCUGGGUUAUUAUACUUCCAGACUGCACAUACUUGUUAAUUCAACGGAUUUCUCCGACACCUUUAGUGAGCCGUGUACCACCUAGCGCCUUACGGAUUGUGAACCACAGUCAUAAUGAGGGAUCGACUUUCGUGGUACAUGGUUUUCCUAAUUCUACCAACAAUUUUAUUGGCUCGUUCACUUGACAAAGAUCGCCGAGUACCAUAUAAUAUACCGCCAGACUGGCGUGCAUUAUGGUACAGCAACCUUGAUGAGCUACAAAGAGUCAAUGAAGCAAAUGAUAAUAAUACCGUAUCAAAUGUUACUGUGCAGUUGGGUGGAACAGCAUUUUUGCAUUGUAAAGUUCGCAAUAUAGGUGAACGUUCAAUCUCCGAUGCUGAGAUAUCAUGGAUACGUCGUCGAGACUGGCACGUAUUGACGAGUUCUUUAUUCACCUACACAAACGACGAACGAUUCCAGGCACUUCAUCCGGAAGGCUCGGACGACUGGACACUACAAAUAAAAUAUGUUCAAGAGAGAGAUAAUGGGACGUAUGAAUGCCAGGUAUCAAGAAGUACAGGAAUAAUAUCACAUUUCGUAAAUCUAAACGUGGUGAUACCAGAGGCAUUCAUAUUAGGCAGCGAGGAGCAUCACGUUGAUGUGGGUUCUAUAAUAAGCCUCGUAUGCAUAAUAGAAAAGAGCCCUACGCCGCCACAAUACGUAUUUUGGUAUCACAAUAAUCGGAUGAUAAAUUAUGAUACUGCGAGAGGUAGCGUUAGUGUACAGACAGAACCAGGACCAACUCAAAGUCGUCUCACAAUUCAGCAGGCAGUUGAAACAGACUCGGGAAAUUAUACUUGCAGGGCUUCCAACACUAAGCCUGCUUCCAUCUUCGUCUUCGUAACAGAAGGUGAUAAAAUGGCGGCAAUUCUACGCCGUAAAACCUCUGGUGCAGAAAGGACAUUAGGAGAUUUGAUACUGGCGUUUAUUACUGCCAGUAUCAUUUUAGUGCGAUAAGCAUUCUCUCAUCAAAAAUAUGUCCAUUAUUAUCAUAACAUUAUUCAGUUGUCAUAUUUCAUAAAUAUAGAGAGGAAAAAUAGAUAAUUUAAAUUUAAAAAUGUCAAAAAAAAAAUAACAAUUACAUGUAUUAUUUAUCUCCUAUUAAUG